ACUACCUUCGCCCUCUUCUCCUCCUCUCUUUGUUUAUUCUCCGACUCCCCCCUAAUCUAGUUCCCAUUCCUCAACGAUCAGCGUGUCGAUCCCUCGUCGCCCAAAGGGAGGAACAAGAGGGGAUCGGCCUUCUCCUACUCGAUCGGCAUUUGUAGAAUCGAGGAGGUGGAGGAGGUUUUGACAGCAGAAUCACUUCGGUGAGGUAGAUAUCGGAGUGUGGCGAUCGGGAGAGAGGACGGAAGAAGAGAGAAAGAUGGGGCGGCUUUUCCUGAUUAGCCUCGAGGGCAAGAUCUACAGCUGCAAGCAUUGCCAAGCUCACCUUGCCCUCUCCCACGACAUCGUCUCAAAGUCCUUCCAUUGCAGGCAUGGGAAGGCUUAUCUCUUCGAUAAGAUUGUGAAUGUGACAGCUGGAAGUAAAGAGGAACGAAUGAUGCUAACUGGGCUGCACACAGUAUCUGAUAUUUUCUGCGUUGGUUGUGGCUCUAAUAUUGGAUGGAAAUAUGUGUCUGCUCAUGAAAAGAACCAGAAGUACAAGGAAGGGAAGUUUGUUCUUGAAAGAUUUAAAUUGGCAGGCCCCGAUGGCGACCGGUACUGGAUAACACAUGAUACCCACCUGGGUGGGAGCGAUGAUGAUGAUUCCUGAUUAAUGCAAAAACUCUUCUGAACGUGAAUUCUAGCAAUCAAACUCUUCCCUUAUGUGAAUUCUAGCAACCUCAAUUAUGUUGAACUAGUUCUUCAUAUUAUAGAUUGCCAUGGUUGGUCGUGUGCUUUGUACUUUUCAUGUUUACAAUGUUUGAAUUCUGACUGAAUGGGCUGAAGGCGGCCUGCGCGGUCGUUCACUGACCACCACCGCUGACCUGAUCUUAUGCCAAACGCUACGUGCAUUGCUUGUUA
This is a messenger RNA of Zingiber officinale, 894 nucleotides long. Its product is annotated as protein yippee-like. The record is from RefSeq and is a predicted model, not a curated record. Bases 254 to 643 code for a protein of 129 amino acids. The transcript has 5 exons. Gene Ontology annotation, cellular component: ubiquitin ligase complex. NCBI's taxonomy places the organism in Eukaryota, Viridiplantae, Streptophyta, Magnoliopsida, Zingiberales, Zingiberaceae.